This is a messenger RNA of Phytophthora nicotianae INRA-310, 1242 nucleotides long. RefSeq lists its product as hypothetical. The transcript has 3 exons. NCBI's taxonomy places the organism in Eukaryota, Oomycota, Peronosporomycetes, Peronosporales, Peronosporaceae. Bases 1 to 1242 code for a protein of 413 amino acids. The record is from RefSeq and is a predicted model, not a curated record.
AUGGUUGCUGCUCCAACUUGCCCGCAAGGGAAGAAGGACAACGAGCGCCACGCCCACAGGGGAGGAACUCCGAGACUGUGCCCAAUGAGAACUAUGACUGUUGCUGCUAGGCAGAAGCAAAGAAGAGAGAACGUUUCGGCAGCGAAGUUGCGAGUUAGGAAGAAGGCUCGAGCCGCCGUUCGUGCAGCGAACGUCCCUCCUGACUCAGGUGCACCAACGACAGCCUCGGAGGCUGCAGAGGACAUGGUAGCUACUGACAGAGGUGCUUCAGAAGCCAGUGAGACCUCGGAGGUGCUCGCUACGACUCGGGGCUUCAACAAAGGCCGUGAAGAUGCCACCGAAGGCUGUAGGAUCUGCACGUUCAACAAAACUGAGUCGCAGACUCGAUGUGCGAGCUGUACAUUGGACCGUGCCAGGGUCGUAAUUGACAAAGUCACCAGUGAUACUGUCAACGACGUUGCAAUCGGCGAAUCGUCUGCUACAACCGACGGUGUGGUUACUGCGACCGACACUGCGUCCAGUGUGACUGACUGUGCGACUACUGCGACCGAUCAGUUAUACUAUCCGAUAUCAGGAGAGUACUAUACUGGUCGGGACAUCACUGUUGACAGCAAGUUGGUCACCACCGUUGAGGUUUGGCAAGUGGCAUACCUCAAUAAUCGUCGCGACGGGCCAAUGGGAGUCGAGUACCAGGUGCUUUGGGGCCAUCCUGACAGAUCCUGCAAUAAGCUUUAUAUUCGCUCAUGGGAACCAAGAAGUAAGCUCAUGGAGGACGGCUUCGAAGAAGAGAUCGACCUCGUCGACCACUGGAAGGCCUUGGAACGAGCCUCAGAACUGGCAGGAAGACCGGAUAUCAUCACGCAACAGGAUACCGACCAGUUUGUCGACAAUGAGCUCGUUUGCUACGGACGUGACCUCAGGCAGGGUGCAAGAUGGAAGAUUGUACCUCGCUUUCUGGGUCGACUUCGGGAUGCUGGUCGCGACUUCGCCUACAACCAGAUUGCCACCAUAAACCAUGCGAUUCCAGGCCGGCGUGGUGCACAGGUUUUGGAAGAAAUCCCGAUUGACGACGGUAUCAACAUUGUCGGAGCCUACAAUCACCACCACAUCGGUCAUGCAGCAGUGCUGACUAUUCAAGGAACCAAGCACCUCAUCUACGACUUGAAGGAAGGUAAGCCGAUCUCGUCCGCGAAGCGGUGGAUGCAUUUCUGCGUCCGUUCAAGGUCUUUAAGUAGACGAUAG